CUCUCCCCUGCCUGGCGGCGUCUCGUGGGAACCACAGAUCACCAUGUCUCUCCUCGCGUCAUCCGUCUCCAUCCUUUACUUCCUGGUCCUCUUCCAUCAGCAGCUGCCUCCCUGUCAGCCCGUGUCCUUGUACAGCGACCCCAGCAGUGACCCCUACCUGAGAGCAGUCUCACCCUCAGUCUUCCCCACUUCUCCCCCGUCCUCCACGCCAGAUGCCAACAUCUCUUCUCCUGGCAAAAAGAAAUGUGAAGAUGUGACCGUGUGCAGACCAGGGAUUCUCCUGCCCGUGUGGAAGCCGACUGAGCCUGGGCUCGGUGCCAAGAUAGCACGGGCCGUGAUCUACUUUGUGUCACUCAUGUACAUGUUCCUGGGAGUGUCCAUCAUCGCUGAUCGCUUCAUGGCAUCUAUAGAGGUUAUCACCUCACAGGAAAAGGAAGUGACCAUAACCAUGCCCAAUGGGGAAACAUCAGUGGCCACAGUUCGAAUCUGGAAUGAAACAGUAUCCAACCUGACACUCAUGGCUCUGGGCUCCAGCGCUCCAGAGAUACUGUUGUCUGUGAUAGAGGUGUGUGGUCAUGGCUUUGAGGGUGGUGAACUGGGCCCAGGAACCAUCGUUGGCAGCGCGGCCUUCAACAUGUUUGUGAUCAUUGGCAUCUGUGUGUGGGUGAUCCCCAACAACGAGUCACGCAAGAUCAAACACCUGAGGGUGUUCUUCAUCACAUCCUUCUGGAGCAUCUUUGCGUACAUCUGGCUUUACCUCAUCCUGUCUGUCAUUUCUCCAGGUAUCGUGGAGGUAUGGGAGGCUCUGGUGACUCUACUCUUCUUCCCUGUGUGUGUUAUUCUUGCCUGGGUCGCCGAUCGCCGCCUGCUCUUCUACAAGUACAUGGGCAAGCGUUACCGUGCCGACAAGCGCCAUGGCAUUGUAGUAGAGACAGAGGGAGACUUGACACCCAACAAGGGCGGCAUGGAGAUGAUCACGGACGGCAAGUUCCCACCAAGAGGGGGCGCAGUGGUUCCUGUGGAAAACUGUGGAGGGGCCCAGGAUGGUACAGCAGGCGCAGCAGCUAACAGUGUUGGUACAGCAGCAGGGACCACGGCAGCGGGAGCCAACAUGCCAAACUCCAACAGCAUGAUGGUGAAUGUGGAGAGCAACAAGGAGCUGGACGAGAGCCGUAAAGAGGUGAUUCGAAUUCUGAAGGAACUGAAGCAGAAAUACCCCGACAAAGAGCUGGACCAGCUGGUGGAGUUGGCCAACUACUACGCACUGCUGCACCAACAGAAGAGUCGAGCCUUUUACCGCAUUCAGGCAACACGUAUGAUGAUUGGAGCCGGUAACAUUCUAAAGAAGCACGCAGCUGACAACGCACGCCGCACAGCCGUACCUGAUGAGGAAGAACCGGAGGACGACGACCUGGCCGUGUGCAGUCGUAUCUCAUUUGAAAGUGCCCAUAGUCAGUGCAUGGAGAACUGUGGAGUCCUGACGCUGGCUGUAGUCUGCCAAGGUGGUUUAGGAGAGAACACGUUCUAUGUGGACUACAGGACAGAAGAUGGUUCUGCUAAUGCCGGCUCAGAUUAUGAGUACAGCGAAGGAACGCUGGUGUUCAAACCAGGAGACACUCGUAAAGAGAUCAAGGUGGGAAUCAUCGAUGACGACAUCUUUGAAGAGGAUGAACACUUCUUUGUUCGUCUCCUAAAUCUGCGUGUUGGAGAUGCCGAAGGAAUGUUUGAGAGCGAUGAAGCCGGUGCUAUCCCCAAAGCCCGCUUGCUGGAGCCCCUGGUGGCCACAGUGACCAUUCUGGAUGACGACCAUGCUGGCAUCUUCACCUUCAGUGACCGUAUGUUCCGUGUGAGCGAGAGCGUGGGCACCAUGGAGGUUACAGUCUCCCGCAACUCAGGUGCCCGUGGCACCGUGAUCCUUCCAUACCACACUGAGUCUGGCACAGCCAAGGCUGGUGAGGACUACGAGGAAAGUCGGGGAGAGCUGGAGUUCACAAACGACCAGACCACUCAGACUCUUCAGGUGAGGAUAAUUGAUGAUGAAGAGUAUGAGAAACAUGAAAACUUUUUUAUCGUGCUGGAGGAGCCACGCUGGCUGAAGAGAGGAAUCUCAGCUCUGCUGCUCAAUCAAGAGGGGGUGGAAGGUCAAAUGAGUGCUGAGGAGGAAGAGGCCCGCAGGAUAGCUGAAAUGGGAAAACCCAUUCUGGGGGAACACAGUCGCCUGGAAGUGGUGAUCGAGGAGUCAUAUGAGUUCAAGAGCACGGUCGACAAGCUCAUCAAAAAGACCAACUUGGCGCUGGUGAUCGGCACUCACUCGUGGAGGGAGCAGUUUGUGGAGGCUGCUACUGUCAGUGCAGGUGAUGGUGACGAUGAUGAGGAAGGUCGUGAGGAGCAUCUUCCCUCUUGUUACGACUACGUCAUGCAUUUCCUCACUGUCUUCUGGAAGGUCCUUUUUGCCUGUGUCCCGCCCACAGAGUACUGGAAUGGCUGGGCCUGUUUCUUAGUCUCCAUCAGUGUCAUCGGCUUCCUCACCGCCAUCAUCGGGGAUUUGGCCUCACAUUUCGGCUGCACAGUUGGACUACGUGACAGUGUGACUGCUGUCGUGUUUGUAGCUUUGGGAACGUCCAUUCCAGACACUUUUGCGAGCAAAGUGGCAGCAACGCAGGAUCAGCACGCCGAUGCAUCUGUUGGAAAUGUCACUGGGAGCAAUGCCGUCAACGUAUUCCUGGGGAUCGGUGUGGCCUGGUCCGUAGCUGCCGUGUACUGGAAAAUCAUGGGCAAGCCGUUCAGGGUGGAUCCAGGGUCUCUGGCUUUCUCGGUCACACUCUUCACUAUCUUCGCAUUUAUCUCUGUGGCCGUGCUCAUGUUCAGACGUCGGCCGUCCAUUGGCGGGGAGCUUGGUGGUCCAAGAGUAUCCCGCCUCCUGACCACCUUGCUGUUCCUGGGCCUGUGGUUUCUCUACAUCUUGUUUUCCAGCCUGGAGGCCUAUUGUCACAUUAGCGGCUUUUAAAGGAAAUGGUGACAAAUCCUGGAAGAUUAUUGCACAACAGCACACACACACAUAGUUUACACUCAGUCUACACAGUCCACGGUUUAACAUGAAACAAGUGUACGGUUCUUCUGCUUGAUAGGGCGGACUGCAGCCUAGAGGGGUCCUGCCCUUUGACGCAAUGAUAAGGACAAACUUAAGAUAUAUGUUCAAAUACAAAUUAUAUAUGUACAAGUGAAGGAACAUUAUAAAAAACGCACACACGACGAAGGGCAGAAAAAAUGCAAAAGAAUGUGUUUGUAAAGCGCUGGAAAGGUGAAGAGUAGAGAAGCAUUUGGACGAGGAACUAAGAUGGAGAUUUUGAAUUUGUAGAAGACAGGCUCAGCCUCUGCAGUGACGUGGCUUUAGUGUGUGUCAGAGCGAUGGUAUAGAGGAACAGGCCUGUUAGUGUUAAGAUGGAGGGAAACCUGUGAACACACUGAGGACAAACACAGUAACACACUCCCCUCCUGUCUCUCCGGGGGAGGUGCUGUGUGGGAAAAAGUCAAAUGUUUACAAUAAUAAUAGUAAUGUUUUUUUUUGUUUACUACAUGAUAACUUAAAAUAAAUCAUGACGCUUAACAAGUAGAUUCAGGCAGUUCUCCACAUGCGCUGUAAAUAUCAACACAAAUGUACAAAGUGUGUAGUGUUUUGAGUGGAUAGACACUGCAAAAAAGUCCAGGAGAUGUUUGCAGAGCUGGGUUGGUGGUAAAUUCAGAAAAAGCUGCUUUUUCAGUAGAAAAAAGAAAGUUGAAAAUUGAAUUGUUUUCAUUUGUGCAGACACCAAAUCAGAAACAAGAUCAUCACCUGAUGAGGUGAAAACCAACUUAUAUAUAAAGACAUGCACACACAUUUUCAAAGAGCCAUACAUUAGUCAUCGUUUUUGCUUCAAACUUAAGGAUACAUUUUUGCAUGUGUAGAUUAAAAGGCAAAUUAAAUGCCACCUGUAAGCGACAUUCCUGCAUCUUCGUGUCUGCUCGGUGAAGAGAACCAAUCGGUUUGUCUGUGCGUGUGUAAACAUACGUAUUCCUUAUGUGAUAAACCUGGACCAAGGUCACUGAGUAGAUGCUCAUUGUCACAGCGCCUGUGCCAGGUGAACUAAUCCGAUCAUGUGCACGUGUUCUGACGGACUAAACCUUUAACUGAAGUGACAGCAGCACUUCAGAGCCUGCAUGAAGAGUCAGACAUUACUAAACAGUGUUAGUUUACUCUAUAGGUCUCCUUGUAAAACAUUAUUGUUGGCACAUUAAUCAGUCCACUAAAAUUAAGUUCUCAACAGCACGCAUACAAUGCCUUAAAGAAACAGUUAAAUGAAAAUGUAGUAUUCACAUCGUCCACUAUUGUUUUAAUUGAGCUUUGUUGUGUUCCUUUAUGAAUUUUUUUUGUAUUUAGUCAACACAUUUUGACUCGACUCCUUCUUUUGUCCAGUUCAGUCAGUGAGUGAAAAACCUCAUGGAAAAAAAGUCAUUAUUGUCAGUAUUUUGACAUUUACAUCAAUGUUGAAAGUGACUUUGUUAAAGGCUGUCAGAUUAUGAAUGGAGGCUACAGUUCAUUCAAAUGAACUUUGAGGACUUCAGACUUAAUGGGAUUUGUCAAUAUCACAAUAUGUGUUUUCUAGAUUAGUGGUUAACAAUCAGUGGCCCGUGGGGCAAAACUGACCAUUGGUAAAUAAUAUCUGGCCUUCCAGAUUACUUUAAAAAAACACAUUUUAGAAGGACAUUUGAACACAAAUAUUAUUUUAGAGUUCAGCUUUAUAGAGUUCAUAGGUCAACCCCAAUAAUCUCUCGAUCAAAAUAUUAAAUGUUGGUGCACUGUGACCCGUAAUUUUAAUAUGAUAGUGUUACAUGGUUUGUUUGCUUAAUGUUCUUGGUUGGAGGCUUCAUAGUGACAACUAGAGAGAACAAAACACCCAUACACUGAAUAUUGUACCUAUUUAAAUCGCUAUUUUACUUUACGCUCUUGUAAAAGAUUCUAAAAAGAGCAGCAGGAAAACGUUGCCCCCUGCACAGAUUCAGCCACUCUGAGUUACUGUAACAUUUUCAAAUGAACAACAUUGGCUUCUUUCUGAAUAUGAGAUAACAACUAACAGCACUGAGAGUCCAGGAUCCUUUAUACAGGAAAUGAAUUUAUCAUUUCAUCAUAUACUCUAAGAUAAACUGCCUGUCAUUAGCCACGGUAAUACCUUUUCCUUCACUACAAACAAGUGCUAUACAAGUGGAAACUGUUACUCUUAUUAUACUUGAUAAUAUCUGAAAGGUUCAAUUCGUUCACCUAUAACUGACUAUACUUUGUAUACUUUCUAAACCCAGUUUUGUAUCUUUCCUUACAGAUAAAGUCGAGGUACUUUUUGUGUACUUCUAGACCAUGUUUAAAGCUGUAACAAUUUGUCACACCACUGUUGUACAUUACAUUGAGGCUGAAUUUUAUUGGAUUCGAUUUUGAUAGAUUUCCACAAGAUGUUCACCUGAGAUCUUCUAAAACAGAAAGGGGUAUCAUAGUCCAUCCUCAUUUAAUCAAACUUUUUUUGACAUGAGUUACUAAUGGAGACUAGACCAGAUAGACUGUUUAUUUAUUUACAAGAUUAUUUAUCAAUAUAUAAGCUGGGCCUCAUGCCCUUGAUCUUUUGGAGAUAAGUUCAAGGAGUGUGGUUUUAAUGUGCAAUACAGUGUGUUGUUUAUGGCUUUGGAUUUUAAAGUCCAGCUAAGGUGAUAGUUUACAUAUUUGAACAUGUGUAUGUAUAGUAUGAGGUUCUGACAUAAUCUGUGCUGAAUGCAAAGCACUUGCAACGUAAAGAACAGAUUUAGGUCCUUUAAUAAAAAUAUAUCUUGUAAAAUCUAUGCCAGCUCAGAUCUGUUAUUUAAGGGUAAUUUACUGCUAAAUCUUGCUGUUAGACAGCAUUGUGACACACACAUAGACACACAAAAGAUGCUGUUUAAAUUAUGACAACAAAAUGAAAAGAUGAUCUACAAACACAGGUUUGUGAUGAACAGAAAGAAGGUAAACUUAUUUUAAUAAGUGUUAGACAUUAUGCUGGCAUAGUUUUUUUUUUUUUGUCUUGGUUGCCAUGUGUGUUGUAGUCAUGGCGUGUGCAAGUGUCAGCACUAGUCAGUUCCUGAUUCUAAAAAAAACCUGACUUGUCCCUUUAAUAUGUCCAUUUCUGCUGCAGUGUUUUUUCUUCAUCUUUUCUUCAUCAACAUACAUUUCUUAUCCAGUCCUUCGGAAGGAAGUUAUUAGCAUGUUUACAUGAGGAAACAGUGUGGAACAUUUCCAGUGUGAGGGUCAGUCUCGGGUCAGAACGAAUGUAUUGAAAAUGGUGAUAAAUGCUGUGAAGCGGGUCAGUGUGGCUGUAGCAACAGAGAGUAACUGGCUUAACCACUGAGACCUACAGAGCACACGAGCACACACAACUCUGCUGAACACACGUGUGAACAAUGACUGGGUGAACAAUGAUAGUUUAGAUUGUGAUCCCAGUUGCAGCAUUAGCACGAAGAAACUGUCUACAACAUCUGGACAAUGUUCCUUGUUUCAAUGAACUUCUGUACUAACUUGUCUUUGCUGUUCUGUAGCUAGAUGUGACACCUUUGCCCCAACCUACCCUACCCUGUGUUCCCUGCAGAUGCAUGAUGGCUCCCAGUGUCUGUGUUAGCAGCAUGGUCUACUGUGAUGGACACCUAUAGGCUUUUUUGUCAGACUGAUUUUCCACAUUCCUCAACACAAAAGCUGAUUUGUAAAACAAAAGGAGCAGGCAGCACAACAACACACAUUCACAAUCAACAGACACAAACAAACACGCAAACAUUUACAGUGUCUGCUGUGUGUUUCUUUCGUUUUCUUUUUCCUCGAGAAGCUGUGACAAGAGGGUUUAAUCUGGUGUUCCAAAGUCAUGUCAGUUUGCAUCCUUUUCGUCUGUUUUACAAUAUUUCUGUGUCUGUGUUUGUGCUCUUCCCAACUCCUCUUCUUCUCCAUCUCCCCGUCUCCCAGGUCUUAAUGUCAAUGUGUCUGUGUGAAAGUUUUUCCUGUGAUGAUGAAAAAAAAAAAAAUCUCUGCCUGAAACUUUUCAGGGAAAUAAUGACUGAAGUUACAACAAUAUAAUGUGAUAGAAAUAAACAUUUAUUCAUUGCUGUAAUAAAUUAUUAACUGAAGAUGAUAUUAAAGUUUUUUAAUGAAAUGGAAAAAAAGUAGAAAAAUGUCUUGUUUUUCAGAACAUGGCAUGACGUGUAAUGUGUUAGGAAAAGAAAAGCUAAGGUCUUUAAACAAGUGAAAUCGACCCUAUUUAAAUAUAGUUUAUUUAUUUU
This is a messenger RNA of Cynoglossus semilaevis (tongue sole), 7320 nucleotides long. It is a transcript of the gene slc8a2b, whose product is annotated as solute carrier family 8 member 2b. Gene Ontology annotation, biological process: calcium ion import across plasma membrane; sodium ion transmembrane transport; cell communication. NCBI's taxonomy places the organism in Eukaryota, Metazoa, Chordata, Actinopteri, Pleuronectiformes, Cynoglossidae. Gene Ontology annotation, molecular function: calcium:sodium antiporter activity. Gene Ontology annotation, cellular component: sarcolemma; postsynapse; axon. The record is from RefSeq and is a predicted model, not a curated record. Bases 44 to 3007 code for a protein of 987 amino acids. The transcript is spliced from 14 exons.